This is a messenger RNA of Formica exsecta, 5848 nucleotides long. It is a transcript of the gene sina, whose product is annotated as E3 ubiquitin-protein ligase SIAH1. Gene Ontology annotation, cellular component: cytoplasm. Gene Ontology annotation, molecular function: ubiquitin conjugating enzyme binding; ubiquitin protein ligase activity; oxidoreductase activity. Bases 1088 to 1927 code for a protein of 279 amino acids. The transcript is spliced from 5 exons. The record is from RefSeq and is a predicted model, not a curated record. NCBI's taxonomy places the organism in Eukaryota, Metazoa, Arthropoda, Insecta, Hymenoptera, Formicidae. Gene Ontology annotation, biological process: proteasome-mediated ubiquitin-dependent protein catabolic process; multicellular organism development.
AUGCAAAAGCUUUAUUUUGUCUGUUUCUAUAUUAAAUUUAAAAUAAAAUCGAGUCCAAGAUUUCUCUUUAAGAAAAAAAUCUUUGUAAAGGCUAUAUAAAAUCAUCUUCAAUUUGAUCUGAUAAGUACAACAAACUUUUGCACCAUCCUAAUUUUAUACGAUUUAACUUUUCUUACUUUUUGAUUUACUAUUGUCUAAUAACAAUCCAAUUAGCAACAAUAUCAUCAAAGAGAGAAUCGUGAUUAAUGUUGGUUAUCUUUUUCUCAAUAGAUGGUGCUGAAUGCCUCUUAAUGUUCUUAGCAUCUAGCAUGGCAUCUGGCGUUCUCAAAGUAUACAGACUAUACAGUCACGCACGACGAGUGGCACGAGUUCUUCGGUGUGUACACGGUGUACGAUUCCAGCUUCAGCUGCGGCUUCUUGCUUCUCGCAUUACACGGGAAUCGAGCAAUCUGAAACACAUCUAAAGCGAAAGAGAGAGAAAGAGAACGACAGCGCGUCCAAGUCUUGCUCGGCAAUGCCUCACCCAGAAUUGUCACGGGUGCCGUGGCGAUCAGUCACGUUGCUUCGACGGCUGCGGGGAUUCGCGAUGUAGCCCUCCUCCUUCUCUCCCACCCCCCCUCUGCCAAUCCGAGGAAAACAUUCUCUCUCGCGUUGAUAUCGUUAGAAUACCCCGAUUACAUCGAUGCGUCGUCACGCAACAUCAUCGACGGGAUCUCGCGCAACAACGGAUCUGGACCGCCGUAUCGAGUCACCUGCGAAUACCUGCGUUCCUCUUCAUAAUCCUCAUCACCGUCAUUGUCAUCUGCAAGAAGUGCCUUCUUUCGACCAUCAGUCGGCCGCCCGAUCACACGGAAGGCUGCAGCCGUGUAUGUUUCAUCUGUCCCGGCGAUGAACGCGAUGAUCUUACCUAUAUACAUCUUUACAUAAGCCUGCAUAUACGCCUCGAAAUGUAUCAACUAAUUACACAUACAACAAAAAUGCAUCGCGAUUGCUGAGACGCAUCACGAGUGCAAGAAACAAACAAAAACCGUCGUCCGGGUGAUCUGGAUCAGACUGAUAAACUUGGAUACAUAACCUAGAAGACAUAAUGUCCCAGCUAAAUAUCAGCACGGGUAAACGAGGCAGGGGGAUAGCGAGUACCUCCGCAUCGACGGUAUCUGCGUUGAGCAGUUCCACUGAUUUGGCAAGUCUCUUUGAGUGCCCCGUUUGUUUCGACUAUGUGCUUCCACCGAUCUUACAAUGUCAGAGCGGUCAUCUCGUUUGCACAAAUUGCCGACCAAAACUCUCAUGCUGCCCCACAUGCAGGGGUCCGCUAGGUAACAUCCGUAAUCUGGCUAUGGAAAAAGUAGCAAGUAAUGUGAUGUUCCCCUGUAAAUAUUCCACCAGUGGCUGCACAGUUUCACUUGUGCAUACUGAAAAGGCAGACCAUGAAGAUGCAUGCGAGUUCCGUCCAUACAGUUGUCCUUGCCCGGGUGCAUCCUGUAAAUGGCAGGGAUCGCUGGAACAAGUAAUGUCUCAUCUUAUGAUGAGCCACAAAAGUAUUACAACCUUACAAGGAGAAGACAUUGUCUUUUUGGCAACUGAUAUUAAUCUUCCUGGAGCUGUGGAUUGGGUAAUGAUGCAAUCCUGUUUUGGCCACCACUUUAUGCUAGUGCUUGAGAAACAAGAGAAAUAUGAUGGACAUCAACAGUUUUUUGCGAUUGUACAAUUGAUUGGUUCAAGGAAGCAAGCAGAGAACUUUGCUUACAGACUAGAAUUGAAUGGUCAUAGAAGGCGUCUCACGUGGGAAGCAAUGCCACGCUCUAUUCACGAGGGUGUAUCGUCUGCGAUUUUAAAUUCUGACUGCCUUGUAUUUGACACCUCCAUUGCCCAAUUAUUUGCUGACAAUGGAAAUCUAGGAAUUAACGUUACAAUUUCUAUGGCCUGAGAAAAACCAGAAAAAGCAGUAUAAAAAGAAGAGAAAACAUAAUUAUGCAGUCAUAUCGAGCAGUCUUUUGGAUUAUGGGUGCGAUAAAAAUAUUUGGGUGAGACUGCCCGUUAUGCACUGUUAACAGUUUUUUUACGUUACCAGAUGAAUAUUAGCAAUACAAAGAUGUUAGGAAAUGUUUGGAGUAUGUUGAUGAUAUGCAGCGUUCAAAUGCUCAGUACAGGAUCGAAAAGCUUUAAAGUAUAUUUGUGUGUGUGAUAUUUAUGGGUGUGACACUCACAAAAACAAAUAUAAUAAACAUCUUUUUAAAAUAUCCAUGCUAUGACUUUAAAGUUUUGAUGCAGUAUAAUAUCGAAUUCCGAAAAACAAAAGUACCUGAUAUCCGCGGUAUUGUCACAUUAUUCUUACUCAUUUCGUGUAUCAAUUUUUCAUUUAUAAUUCUCCAGGAAGAUACUAUAUGCAUUAUUGAAUUCUAUUAACAUCUUUUUUGGGUCUAUAUUUUAACACUUUCAAGACUUGGUAUAGCAAAUGCAAAAACAUUUUUCCAGGCAUAGCAUUUCAGAAGUUCAUUAUGAAUCUCGUCAUGCGAUUAUUGCGUUUAUUUGCCAUUAAUGUACAUUUUUAUAUCGCUAUUUAUUUUUUCAUUUAUAAAGUUUACUUUCUUUUGUGUUUGUAAAAUUCUCAUUUAUUUUGUUUCAGUUAUUUUAUCAAUGCUUUUAUACAGUAUGUUUUAAAUGUGGAGGUCAAUCGCUCGGGAAGUGAUUGGGGACCCAAAAACAAGAAAAAAGUUGGUAUGAACACAGGUCAGGAAAUGCGUUGUUUUCGAGUUAUCGCCAUUUUUAUGUUGAAAUUUCAAAUUGUUUUGCUUUCGAACUUUUUGGCAAAAUUGAAAGAAGAGAAGGUUUCGUACUUAUUUAUUUUUUUGUAUUUAUUUAUUUUUUAUAAUUUUAUUUGUAUUUUUUUAUUAUGGUUUUUUUUUUAUCCUGGGUAAUGCUAAAGCAGCUCACAACUUUUAUUUGACUUUAAUUAUGUUAUAAAACUCAUAAAAACCAUCUCUUCUUUUAAUUUUGACAAAAAAAUUCGAAAGCAAAGCAAUUUGAAAUUUCAACAUAAAAAUAGCGAUAACUCAAAAACAACGCAUUUCCGGAUCUGUUUUCAUACCAACUUUUUUCUUGUUGUUUUUGGGUCCCCAAUCACCUUUCGAGCGAUUGACCUCCAUAUUUGAAACAUUCUGUAUAUGUAUAUGCGUUUUGCAUAUGUGAUAAAUCUGGUUUUUGCAUAGCAUAUUAUUUGAUUAUUCGAUAUUAUGAUUAUAGAUACAAUAUUUUGAGAUUAUGCAAGCAGUGAAAGGGCAGAUCAGUUUUUACAAUUUAGUCUGAAUAUUAAAGCAUGACGCUAACAUUUUUACAACAAUUACAUUAAUAUGGUGAGGAGCAAUAUCCAAUUACAGAAAAGUUUCUGUAAACAAGAUAAAAAAAGAAAUCGAAAGUGAGUAAAACAAUUAUAUUAAAAUUUAAAAGAUAUUUCUUUUUUCAAUUUAAAUUUUAAUAUAUGUUGGGAUACCUGCAAAUAUUAACACCACUACUAUAUACUUAUUAGUAUGAAAUUAAACUGAUCUUUUAUUGAUACAAGUGAGAGAAAAAAAGACAUUGCUUUGUAAUAUCCAGUAUCUAUAUAUUGAAUUGAUUCUUAAUUGAUGUUUUCUUUUUAUACAAAUAACGUUUUAAUGCUAUUAUAAAUAUAGCAAUCAAACCACAUUAGAAUUUUCUUACAGCUUUAAAAACCUUUUUUAUUGAUUCUUAUGAUUCAUGCUCUUUGAAAUACAUCAAAUGCCUUUCUUUCUGCUAUUAUUAUGCAUAGCAUUCAUAAGUUUAAAAAAAAACAAUGAAAUAUCUGUACUAAAAACAGAGCAUUGAACUGAACUGCAUAACAAAAUCCAGAAAGACAUAUUAAGAGAAUGAAGGGGAGAGGUUAUGGGGAAGAGAUUACUUUCUUCGGAAGGACAAUUUAGACUGAAAUGUAAUUAUAUGACCCGAGUAGGCUAAGUCUAUAACAAUUAUAUAUUUUUCAUAGAUCGAAAAAUAUACAAGUUUUACUUUCGCUAAGUGAUUCAUACAACGUGAUCGCUGAAACAAUUUUGUCAAAGGCUACUACGAUAUUGAAUUAAUAUCGCCAUCAAUAAGUACUCAAAUUAUCGAUCAGUUUAAUGUCCUGUUAUACAUACAAUCAUGGAAGGAAAGAAGUUUGCGAAUAUAAACGGAAGCAUUGUUAUUGUAAAUAAAUCGCGGAAAUUUAUCAUGUGAUAUAAGUAGUAUGAAUAAUAUAAAUGAUAAUGUGCUGAUAUGUAUUCACAAUGUUGGAAAUAAUUCGAGGGAACCAAGUGCACAGUGUAUACACACUGUAUAUGAUUAGCAUGUAUUAUUAAGCUUAUACAAUUAUAUUUACACACAUCUAUUACAAAAAAGCAAAUAUUUAAUUUUAAUAGAUUGAAAUAAAAAGCGUUCGAGCAUUUUUGGCGGUUAUCGGAAAAAAGUGAGCAAAAAAAAUAAGGAAGUCGAAAGUUUUUUAAAUUUUGAUGUCUGUUAUUCUGUAUACCGAGACUGUAGAAGUAUCUUCCCAAUUUUUAGCGUAAAAUGUAAUUCUGCACUUGAAACUGCGAGAACCAAUGCGUUCGAGAAUCAUCAUAUUAAGAUUUUUAUAGUAAGAAUAGUUUGAUUAUGGAUACUGCAUAAAUCAUUAUAUGAGAUUGGAAAGAAUUACAAAUACACGCUAGUUGUGAUUUUUCUCUCUGUAGUGUAAACGCGGGAUUAUUAGAUCAUAUACACUGGACGGGGAGAGCAGGAUGAUCUAAUAAUUUGAAAAGAACACAUCACAAUUGUUAAGCAUUGUGUACAUAUGAUAAGAUUAACGAUAGCAUAAUCCUUAUUCUUUAACUAAGUAGUAAUUUAUUCUCUAGCAUCAUUCAUGAGGGCUUCAUUGCUGUUUUACUAAACUUGAUCAUAAGGAAUACAUCUUUUGUUUGAUUCUUCAUGAAUGUUCUCUUCAUUAUUUCAUUUAUAUUAUCCUAUUUAUAUUUUUAUAUCGAAUUAUAUGAUGUAUAAUAUUCUUAAACAAGAGUAAAAACUAUUUUAAUUUCAUUGUAGUUUGUGAACAAGGAAUAACAUAAUGAGCUAGCUGAUGGAAUAUAAAAUGUUGAAAGUUUUGAAAAUACGCUAUUGCAUAAUAUGAUAUUGAAAGACAUAAAUUAGCAUCUCGUUUUUGAAUGAUUCUAACAUAUUUUUUUUUUCAAAGUUUAUAUGUAAGAUUUAUACUAUAAUAUAAUUUCGUCUCUUUCACUUAAAAUUUAAAAUUUUUAAAAAUUAAGACUUGUGAGAAAUAUAUAUCAAAAUAUUUUAAAAUUUAUUACAUCAGUAUAUUAUAUGGAUAAUGAAAAGUCUUAUAUUUAAAAGAUUUUUCUGACGUAUUCUUUGUACACGCUUUGAGCCACAUUUAUUGAUAUUAAUGAAUAAUUAUUUAUAUACGAGAUCUGUAUAUUGCAACUGCAAUACGAGGAAUGAUUUAUACGUCCAAGCGUAUUUGGCAAAAGCGUGACAUAUCUCAAAUAAAUCAUAAAUUCGAGUGAACGAGAGUGUAAUGGGUUUAUCUUGUUUGACAAUUUGUAUGGUACAAUUAUGAAAUCGUGUAGACGAAUAAUAACUAUAAAUGCUCGAUCUUUUAAUGAUGAAUCUUUGGAUUCUACACGAUAUCAUAGAACAGCCUAAGGUGCUCAUGUAUCCGCAGAAUAUAUAGUAUAACUGUCGACAGAGAGAAUAGCUUUAUUUAAAUAUAAUGUAUAUACUUAUAUAUAUGCAUAUUUAUAGAAUCUACAGAAUGUUCAUGCCAUGUAUAAAGAAAAGUAUAAAUAAAAUUUUUUUAUAAAUA